Macrosiphum euphorbiae (potato aphid) is the source of this 279-nucleotide messenger RNA. The record is from the annotation of a GenBank genome assembly. NCBI's taxonomy places the organism in Eukaryota, Metazoa, Arthropoda, Insecta, Hemiptera, Aphididae.
AUGAGGCUCCGCGGCUUCAGCCCAAUUAAAAUGAUCAACAAACAAACGGUCCGAACAAUCAUUAGUUCAAAUGAACCUGCAAUCGUAUUUAUGUCGCUGAAUGACGACAAUAUUUUCGAAACGAAAAUGUGGACUGAGGUCAAAUCGACAAAUCAACUACAGUACAAACACUCUCCGAUAACGCCAAAAAUGCAAAAAAAAAAUAAUGAUGCCUCCCAAGUCGUCGAGUUACUAAAAAAAACCGUUAUGCCGAGCUGUAUUGUGACUAUCGACAAAUAA